Messenger RNA from Camellia sinensis, 1801 nucleotides. RefSeq lists its product as uncharacterized. NCBI's taxonomy places the organism in Eukaryota, Viridiplantae, Streptophyta, Magnoliopsida, Ericales, Theaceae. The record is from RefSeq and is a predicted model, not a curated record.
UUACUAGACAGAGUGCAUUUCCUAUCCCAAAUGAAAGCUCCCUCUUGUCUCUCUCUCUCUCUCCCAGCCCCAACUCCAUAUACCUACGCUGUCUCUCUGUCUCUCUCUCUAUAUAUAUAUAUAUAUCGAUUUUGUUUCAUGUUCAUAAAAAUCCUCGACUGACGAUCUGACUGUCUCCGGCGAGCUUCUCCGAUCGUCGUUCCGAGAUGCACCGGUCGACGACGACGAUGAAUUUAAGGACGAUCCAGAAAUGUUGGAUCCAUUUGCUGUAAUCAAAGUUCGAUCCAAGAUCUGGCUUCGCAAGAAGAAAAAAGCCAAACCCUAGAUCCUUAACCCUAGUUAUGUAAAUUUUAUCGAAAUACGUUCACUCUUGUGUUCGUAUCUUUGUAUAAUGAUCCCCCGAUUGUACAGUCUCGAAAUUAGGGUUAGGUUUUCGUUUUUGUAAUUUAGGGUUUAUUCGUUUUUGUAAUUUAGGGUUUAUUACAGAGCUCUGAAAGUGGCGAAGAUGAAUUUACGUACAGCCGAUGAAGAAGAAUCCGCACAAGAAAUUCAUUUACCAGCCGAAAUCGAUUGGAAAAUGCUCGACAAAUCAAAGUUUUUCUUCCUCGGUGCCGCGUUGUUUUCGGGCGUUUCAGCUUCUCUAUACCCUGUUGUGGUUUUGAAAACUCGUCAACAAGUAGCUCAAUCUCAAGUUUCUUCGAUAAACACUGCAAUUUCGAUCGUUCGGUACGAGGGUUUUCGUGGCCUCUAUUGUGGAUUUGGAACUUCAUUGAUGGGUACAAUUCCAGCUCGAGCAUUGUACAUGACUGCUCUCGAAGUCACAAAGAGCAAUGUUGGAUCCACAAUCAUAAAAUUAGGUUUUCCCGAGCCAACUGCAGCUGCAAUUGCUAGUGCUGCAGCUGGAGUAAGUGCUGCCGUGGCUGCCCAGCUUAUCUGGACUCCCAUUGAUGUUGUGAGUCAAAGACUAAUGGUUCAGGGCAGUCAAAACCUUAAAAACCCGAAAACCCCCAAUCCCUCUUGUAAAUACCUCGGUGGAAUCGAUGCGUUUAGGAAAAUUCUCAACACGGAUGGACCAAAGGGUCUUUACAGAGGUUUUGGGAUUUCAAUUCUGACUUAUGCUCCUUCAAAUGCGGUUUGGUGGGCUUCGUACUCUGUUGCACAGAGACUCGUUUGGGGUGGAAUUGGAAACUAUGUGUGUAAAAAAGACUAUUCAAAGAGCGAAAAUGGUGUGAAUACCUUCAGACCGGACUCGAAAACUGUAAUGGCGGUUCAGGGGAUUAGUGCAGCCAUGGCGGGUGGUGUUUCGGCAUUGAUUACAAUGCCUUUGGAUACAAUCAAGACGAGAUUACAGGUCUUGGAUGGAGAUGAGAAUGGGAGGAAGGGACCGAGUAUCGGAACAACGGUUCGGAAUUUGGUUAGGGAAGGUGGGUGGACGGCUUGUUACAGAGGUUUGGGACCUAGGUGGGCUUCAAUGUCCAUGUCUGCAACUACAAUGAUCACUACUUAUGAGUUUCUGAAACGCCUCUCUGCUAAGAAUCGAGAGGGUUUGACAUCAUGAACACACACAGAAGCAAAACUGUGGGAGAAAUUUAAGGUACCUCCUGGACCAGCUCGGAACCUCGACUAUUAACCAUACCUAUCACGAGGGAAACAAAUGCGCAAACUAGCUUGCCAACGAAGUGUUCAUUCAUGAGGAUCUACUUGUUUUCUCUUCUAUUCCAAACUGUAUUUCCUUUCAAGUAUUUGAAGACGCUAAGGGUACUUUUUACCCUAAAAAUUUAACCGCUUAAUCUUUAUUAGU